Molecule: messenger RNA, 2373 nt
Organism: Ipomoea nil (Japanese morning glory)
Lineage: Eukaryota; Viridiplantae; Streptophyta; Magnoliopsida; Solanales; Convolvulaceae
Product: protein NUCLEAR FUSION DEFECTIVE 4-like
Exons: 3
Coding region: 232-1977 (581 amino acids)
Cellular component (GO): membrane
Source: RefSeq, a predicted model, not a curated record
AGUUGGUGGCGAUUUUUGAUUCAUUUUCAGAGUAGAGAAACGUCUGAUCUGUGGAUAUCCAUCCACCAAACACCUUCCCUCCCUCCUUCUCAACUACCACUUUCUAGCUCUUCAGCUCUUUCUAUAUAUUGUGAUUCUUAUCCUCUCUGCAACUGUUCUUCUUCCUACUUGUCUCCUUUCCAUUUGUAUGUAGAGAGAGAAGAAGAAGAAGAAGAAGAAGAAGAAGAGGUCAUGGUGGUGGGGGAGAGAGUGAAGGCUUUCUUCAAUGAUAGAUGGCUGGUUUUCGUGGCUUCAAUGUGGGUACAGUCUUGCUCCGGCAUCGGCUACUUGUUCGGCAGCAUCUCUCCGGUGAUCAAGACCGCCAUGGGCUACAAUCAGAGGCAGGUUGCCAUGCUCGGCGUCGCUAAGGACUUGGGGGAUGCUAUUGGCUUCCUUCCCGGGGUCCUCUGCGAGAUUAUGCCCAUCUGGGUCGUCCUCUUCAUUGGCGUUUUGCAGAACUUCUUCGGCUAUGGCCUCGUCUGGCUUAUCGUCGCCCACAAGAUUCCUGAGCUCCCUCUUUGGCUGCUUUGCGUUUUGAUAUUUGUGGGAACAAAUGGCGAGACAUACUUCAAUACUGGGGCUCUAGUUUCCAGUGUUCAAAAUUUCCCCAAAAGCCGUGGUCCAAUAGUUGGAAUACUGAAAGGAUUUGCAGGGUUAAGUGGUGCAAUUUUGACACAACUUUAUACCAUGAUCAACUUCCCUGAUCAAUCAUCACUGGUCUUCAUGGUUGCUGUUGGGCCAUCGAUUGUGAUCACUGCUGUGAUGUUCUUAGUGAGACCUGUGGGAGGUCACAGACAAGCUAGGCCAUCUGAUCAGUCAAGUUUCCUAUUUACUUACAGCAUUUGCCUUAUUUUGGCAGCAUAUCUGUUGGCAGUUCUGCUGCUCCAGGAUUUAGCGAGUGUGAGCCAAAAUUUGAUAACCGUGUUAACCAUUGGCUUGGUUGUUCUUGUAUUGCUUCCAAUUACAAUCCCUACUAUUUUGGUUUUCUUCCCGGGAUCAAGAUCUCAAUUAGAGGAAAGCCUUCUCCCUGGAUCUGAGAAACAAGAACCCUCUAAGUCUGGAGAGGAUUCGAAAGAGGUAAUUUUCAGUGAACUUGAGGAGGAGAAACCUCCAGAGGUAGACACACUUCCACCACCAGAAAGACAGAAAAGGAUUGCUCAUUUGCAAGCUAAACUAUAUCAAGCUGCUGCAGAAGGAGCAGUUAGGGUGAAGAGGAGAAAGGGCCCACGCAGGGGCGAGGAUUUUACUUUACUUCAGGCACUUGUAAAGGCGGAUUUCUGGCUCAUUUUUAUCUCCCUGGUACUAGCAUCUGGUUCUGGCUUAACAGUGAUUGAUAAUCUUGGUCAGAUGUCCGAGUCUCUAGGGUAUGCCAAUACCCAUGUAUUUGUUUCAAUGAUCAGCAUCUUUAACUUUCUUGGCCGUGUUGCAGGUGGAUACUUUUCUGAAAAUAUUGUAAGAAAUUAUGCAUACCCAAGGCCAGUGGCAAUGGCUGCUGUUCAAAUUGUUAUGGCAUUUGUGCUUUUCUUUUAUUCCAUGGGCUGGCCGGGCGCAAUUUAUGUACUCUCUGUCAUGGUAGGCCUUUGUUAUGGAGCCCACUGGGCAAUCGUCCCAGCUGCGAUUUCUGAACUUUUCGGAUUGAAAAGCUUCGGAGCAUUAUAUAAUUUCCUUACAUUGGCAAGUCCAGCUGGUUCCUUGGUCUUCUCUGGAGUAAUAGCCAGUGGCAUCUACGACUACCAAGCAAAGCAGCAACAACAACUUACCCGAGCAUCAAAUUUACUUGCUGAUGAUGAAGUCCUUACGUGCACUGGUACCAUAUGUUACUCUCUCACUUGUGGUAUAAUGUCUGCUCUCUGCAUUAUCGCGUUUGUGUUGAGUUUGAUCGUUGUGCAUCGUACUAAGAGGGUUUACGCCCAACUCUAUAACAAGGCGGGUAAUUGAGCCUAAAAAUGGGUAUGCUAUGAUCUCUCUGCAAGCUUGGGUUUUUUAAAUAUCCAGUUUUGCUUGCUGGAUCAUUCCAUACAUUAUCAGAAGAACGAGAGGAAGCACACAAAACGUACGACUACUUCCACAUGUUCCCGGAGACUGAAGCCAGCCCGCAUCAGAUCUCAUUUAUUCGUAAGCUGCUGUAAUUUGUUUUGUAGGAACUGCUUAUUGUAUUCAAAUGUUCUUUGGCCUUUUAAAUUUUGCAUCAAGGCCCAUUCAAGAUGUGGGAAAAGUUGAUCAUUUGCUUGGACUGUAAGUGUUGUGAAUGGGAGGAGUGAUGGAUAUUGUACUGUGAACCAUAUUUAAGUCUUUAUUAAUGGAAAAGUUGAAGUGCAUUUUGUUCAUUUAAAA